CUCUAAUGGGAGAUGGUGGGGUCCUUCAGCAGCACUUCCUGUAGGAGGGUGGACUUGGCCUCCGUGUCCCAGGGCAUAAUAACCUGCUGACAGGGCAGCCAGAAGGUGAAUGAAUGCUAAUGCUGCUGCUGUCUGAGGUCACUGCCUGUCUGCUUUAUCCCUUGGUCACUAUUUCAGAUGCCCGUUGGUACAGGCUGCAAGGUAAUACAUCUUUCCCACAUUUAUUUGAAUUUUAGAUUUAUUUGAAUACCUUGUAAAAUAAUAAGGCAGUUAUUGUCUUGAGGGGAGGUUUUACUGAGAUGUGGAAGCAUUUGUUGCCUUGGACCUUGUUGUUGAUCUAAACAAGUGCUUGAGUUUGUCCAUAGUGAGGAUCAAGGCCUGAGAGUAAAGGAAAAAAAAAUAAAGGCCAGAAUAAAAAGUGUCUAUUUCAGUUGAGAAAUAGAUGUAUAAUUAUGUUGGCUGGAACAUGUUUUAAAAAAAUCUUGAAUAUUGAAGAUUUUAGGACAGAGAUAGAGCCAGUCCAGUAAAAAUAAUUCUCAUCUAAUCCUACCAUGUAAAAGCUGUGUGUAGGAGGUUCCAAUUCAGUUGCAUUUGUAGAAGUAGUCUUAAUAUUGUUACACUUUGGUAAAAGAAAUUGGUAUUUAACUGUGUAAAUUUUUUUUUUUUUGCAUUCAGUUAUAUGCAAAGCUGACUUAUUAGUGAAAAAAUUGAAACCUUUUGCUGAGUUUUAGUGUAAUUCCACAAACUUGUUGCAACAUAUUGUGUAUUGAGGUAAUAAAAAAGUGCUACCAAUUUAUUAUUGGUAGUGCGACUUAACAGCACCAUGACGCUGUGCAGUGCAGUGGUAGUCUUGAACCCCAAUUCUUAUAACAUGUAAACAAGUUUAUUUUGACAUUUGAAAGAAUUUUUAUUCUGGAUGGAAAGAAUAACUGAGGGAAGGAAGAAACAUUUACUUGCCUUUUUCUUCCUUUAGUGUGAAAAUAGUAUUUGCAGUUACUUGCUCAUACCUAGUGUAUGAAAUACAUAUCUAUGAAUAUCUGGAGAGUUAGUUUAAGAGGUCAGCUAAAACAUUGUAUUAAGUGCAUUAGUAGCCACCUGUACACUCACCUGGUGUGAAAAAGUUAAUUUCCUAGGUACAGAUAAAAAUGUGAAAAGAAAGAAACAAAAGAAAGGGCAGCGUCUUCACUUAUUGAAGGUUUGAAUAGCAUAACAGUAUUCAUGAAAUGGGAAAAGGCCUCUGUAAUUUGCCCAGAAAAGAUAGUGAAAAUAAAGUAUUAGGUAGGUUUUGCCCAAUAUUUUCCCUGUUGCCAAUCUUGAUCUGGUCUUAAACCCCCCACCCCAAAAAGCAUUUGGAACUGAACAUUUCAGAGCCACACUUGUAAUUUUUAUACAGUGUUGACAGUAAGUGGUCUCAAAACAAAGGCGAUCUACAGUUUUUCAGAUAAAAUAUUUAAUUUGGCAGAAGUAUGCAAAAUACAAGCUUCUGUUCAUCUCUGCAUGGCCCAGUGCCCCUGACGUUGAGUGCAGCUCUCUGUGUGGUGCACUUUUGUAGCGGGAUGCUCUCUUCCUAUGCAGUCAUGCAGUUCCUCGUGUGAGCAGGCAAGCACAAGAUGCCUUUGCGAGCAGGUUUUCCACUCCAGUUGCUUUGCCCGUGUGCCGAGAGCGGGCUCUGUCUGUGGGGUGCGUGUGUCCUGCUCCCUCAGAGUCACUGGGGUUGCUCCUGGAGGGCCACCCAAGUGGCAUUGGCUGCUUUGAACUGGUUUGCUCUGAAGCAGAGAGGCUCUAUUCAUCUGUUCUGUAUUGCACUUGGCUGUGAGCCACCACUGGGUCUUGUUUGCUGGUCCUGUGACCUCAGGGAAUGAAUUUUUCUUUUUGGUUUGGAGUGUUUGAAACUACCUACAUGCUUGAUGUUUAAUAGUGUGAACUCAGAGACUGUGUGUGAAAUUCCAUGAGGAUAUAUUCACUGAGUGGAAAGCCCGUUGAGAAGUUCUUAACAGAUUGGAUAGGACUGAGGGGGUCAGACUCGGUGCAUUCCUACCCAUACUGGUUUUUGGGAACAGCUUCUGGAAUGAAGUGCUCCCAGAAUUGUGCCUAGUGUUUGUCUUUGGAAAAACUGCUUGGAGCAAUGCAGGUGACUGCUCUCAGGUCUUCCAUGUGUAACAGGUUAGGUGUGUGCCAGAGGUACAGAUGACUGGAAGGAACUGGUGUGCCAUUGUGGGCACACUUGCCUGGACUGCUGUGCCUCAGCAAGUUCACACAGAGCUGGCCCUGGAGCUUCACUCUAAGCAGGCUGUGGAGCUCUGCUGCCUGCCAUCUGGACCUAGGGUAUAUACGGCACGGCAACAAUUAUUUCUCGUGCUUUUAAGGGACAGUGUGGUAAUUGGGUGAUCAUAUUUAUUUUUCUUUCUCAGAUUUGAAGGUAUAUAUUAUUUAGAAAUGAAAAUGUGUCUGUACAAUGCAUAACAUGCAUGUGGGCACUGUCUUGUACCUGUGCCGUUCUCCUGUGCAAUCAUUAACGAUGUGUUUUAUCAUUUGGUGACUUUUGUCUUGCUUAACAGCCUUGCAUGACACUUGUUUGGAGAAAUACACAUCUUUUCCCUGAGAAGCAGGCAAAGAUACCAAUCAUGCAUUUUAUAUUUUGACUUGCUUUAAAUGCAUUUAUUGCCAGAUGAGAUCUUGUCCUACAAACUUGUCAUAUCUCUCCUUGAACAUCAUUUGGUAGUUAAUUUCUUUGUGAAAAUACAGAGAAAGCAUACUAGACUCCUGAAAUCUCACAGUAAUAUUUCAGAUAUUACUCUAAAGGAUGAACCAUUUCCUCCAGCUUAAAAUAUUAAGCCAGCAUUGCUUCAGCUUGCUUUGCAAGGCUUACCUAUAUCUGCAGUUAUGUAAGUUUCAGUUAUGUGAUAUUUCAUGGGCAUCUAUUUAAACAUACAACUAUUAUUUUUAGUUGAAAUAUAGACUAUAUAAAGACUUAAAAGAUGUGGGAUCAAGGUGGACAACCUUGGCAGCAAUGGCCUUUGAACCAACAGCAGUGGAUGCAGUCAUUUCAGCACCAGCAAGAUCCAAGCCAGAUUGACUGGGCUGCACUAGCUCAAGCAUGGAUUGCUCAGCGAGAAGCCUCAGGGCAACAGAAUGUAGUGGAACAGCAAGGAAUGAUGCCAAACGGACAGGAUAUUUCAGGAAUAGAGUCUGGUCCAAACAACCAUAAUAAUUUUCAGGGGGAUCCCAAUUUCAACAGAAUGUGGCAGCCAGAAUGGGGAAUGCCUCACCAACCCCCUCACCCACCUCCAGAUCAGCAGUGGAUGACUCCAACCCCAGGUCAAAUGGAAAUUGUUCCUCCGUCUGAAGACAGCAACAGUCAGGACAGUGGGGAAUUUACUCCUGACAACAGGCAUAUAUUUAACCAGAACAAUCACAACUUUGGGGGACCUCCCGAUAACUUUGCAAUGGGGCCAGUGAACCAGUUUGACUAUCAGCAUGGGGCUGCUUUUGGUCCACCUCAAGGUGGAUUUCACCCACCUUAUUGGCAGCCAGGACCACCAGGGCCACCAGGUCCUCCAGCACCUCCUGCACCUACUCAAAAUCGAAGGGAAAGACCCUCGUUCAGAGACCGACAGCGUUCACCUAUUGCGAUGCCUGUGAAGCAGGAGCCUCCCCAGAUUGAUGCUGUGAAGCGUAGAACUCUGCCUGCCUGGAUUCGUGAGGGCCUGGAAAAGAUGGAAAGAGAAAAACAGAAAAAAUUGGAAAAAGAGAGAAUGGAACAGCAACGUUCACAGAUGUCUAAAAAAGAGAAAAAGGAAAGCGAGGAGGCUGAAGAAGGGGAUGGCCCACGGUUACCUCAGAGAAGUAAAUUUGACAGCGAUGAGGAAGAUGAAGAUGCUGAAAACACAGAAGCUGUAAGUGUUGGGAAAAUCAGCAGGAGUCCAUCCCCAGCUCCUCAAGAGGAGCAAAGUGAACCAGAAAUGACAGAAGAAGAAAAGGAGUAUCAAAUGAUGAUGCUGACAAAAAUGCUGCUGACAGAGAUUCUCUUAGAUGUCACAAAUGAAGAAAUCUAUUAUGUGGCCAAAGAUGUUCACCGUAAAGCAACUAAAGCUCCUGCAAAACAGCUGGCACAGUCCAGUGCACUGGCUUCCCUCACUGGACUCGGUGGACUGGGUGGUUAUGGAUCAGGAGACAGUGAAGAUGAGAGGAGUGACAGAGGCUCUGAAUCAUCUGAUACUGAUGACGAGGAAUUACGACACAGAAUAAGGCAAAAACAGGAAGCAUUUUGGAGAAAAGAGAGAGAACAGCAACUACUACUAGAAAAACAGCUAGAAGAUCAACAACUCCUCUCCGUCGUAAACGCUGAGGAAUUUAUGGCACCAGUGCUAUGAUGUUUAAAAAUUCCAUGAGUUAUAAAAGGCUUGUCUCAUUAUAGAGGCACAUUGUGGCUAUGUAGGUGAAACCAGAAUCCUUUUUUUUAUCUGUAAAUAGGUGUAUUUUUUCCAAAUGCUGCUCAGAAUUAAAUACCUUAUAGGAUUUCUUUGUAUUACAUUUUUUCAAGAACGGUAGUGCUUAUUAAGACUAUAAAACAGGCCAUUCUCUUUCAGCUGUAAUGUUCUUAAAAUUACUAUUGAAUGUACUGUGAUGUCAAUAAAGCUCUUUAGUUCAUUUUUUGUUUAAAA
Molecule: messenger RNA, 4664 nt
Organism: Cinclus cinclus
Lineage: Eukaryota; Metazoa; Chordata; Aves; Passeriformes; Cinclidae
Gene: PNISR
Product: PNN interacting serine and arginine rich protein
Exons: 10
Coding region: 2979-4373 (464 amino acids)
Cellular component (GO): presynaptic active zone; nuclear speck
Molecular function (GO): RNA binding
Source: RefSeq, a predicted model, not a curated record